CGUUGCUCCGCCCGUUGCUCCGCCCGGGGCUUUUAUUGUGAAAGCCCGCAGUGCUGAGUGAGCCUGGGCUGGUCUGCGGGCGGCUGGGAUGGCGGAUCUGUCUCUCGGUCUGACGGGCAUUACCGUGGCUCUGGGCCCGAGCAUGGACCCGGAGAAGAGCUCAAAUGCGGUGAAGGACUUUGAGAACGUGGAGCUCGGGGACGUCGGGAAGAAGCAGAAGGUUCCUCGCAGGACCAUCUACUUCGCUAGUGGUGAGACAAUGGAAGAGUACAGUACAGAUGAGGAAGACGAGGAUGAGGAAGAAGCGAAGGAGAAAACGAGCGCCAUGGCCACCGUUGAUCCGUCGAAGUUGACUUGGGGUCCGUACUUUUGGUUCCACAUGUGGAGAGUGGCCACCUCCACAAUCUCAGUGUGUGAUUAUCUCGGGGAGAAGAUGGCAUCACUUCUUGGCAUCACAUCACCCAAAUAUCAGUAUGCAAUUGAUGAGUAUUACAGGAUGAAGAAGGAGGAGGAGGAGGAAGAGGAGGAGAACCGUCUUUCCGAAGAAGCUCAGCGACGUUUCGAUGAGCAGAACGAAGCGGUCAGCCAGCAGCCCACGGCGGACCAGCCGGAAGGACCUGCGUCCUUUGUGAACGUGACCUUCGACCUCGAACAGGAGUCCCACACGACUCCAGACGCCAGCAAAGUGCCUCCACCCAUUCCCUCGUAAAGCGACCGUCGCGCGUCAUUAUUAUACUGGAAUAGUAAGCAGGGAUUAGAACGGCUCCACUUAGAACUCCUACACGACUGUAAUUCUUCUGUCAUAUAUACACAGAGAUCUUCUGCGCCCUCGCGUUAGACGCUGCCGUCACGCCGUGUCAUGUUGUGGCCUUGUAGUGUGAGAUUGUUUGGCCUUUCAGCCGUUUGUGGGCCCUGCGGUUCCAUUACAUUUCCUUUUAUGUGAUUGUUUAUAUACGUUUUUGUCAUUUCACCAAAACGUCGUGCGAGUCUCUCGCUGGGGCUUCCGCAACGGCAGCAGCCUGAAUUCAGCCCAGCUGUGACCCCCCGGUCAAACAGCAGGACCAGGCGAAUAUGCGCUACCAGUCAAAAGGACAGGCCUGACGGAAUGAGCGUGGGGUUGUUUUUGUAAUGAUGGACACUUUCUUCAUGGGGUCAAACGCAAAUUUAAAUCACUUUCCAACACGAAUAGUUUCAAAAAAUAUUACUUGUAAAACAUAAAUAGCUCCCGUUCGCUUUCAACACUGGAAUAUAUUCAAAUAUUUAAAGUAAAUAAGAGCUACUUGUAAUUAAACGUAAUAACAGGAUUUGAUCUCCUGUAGUGAAAAAUAUUAAAAAACCCAGAACGUUGAUGAGUAGAUGUGUCUGAUUUUGACUGGUGCUGUAUAUUUACUCUAUAUUCUACACUGUCAUGUCAAAACCUGCUAGCUUCAUUUUUACCAGCUGCCCUUUAAUAAACAACAAAUGAGCCAAAA
Molecule: messenger RNA, 1472 nt
Organism: Pygocentrus nattereri (red-bellied piranha)
Lineage: Eukaryota; Metazoa; Chordata; Actinopteri; Characiformes; Serrasalmidae
Gene: fam177a1a
Product: family with sequence similarity 177 member A1
Exons: 5
Coding region: 89-709 (206 amino acids)
Source: RefSeq, a predicted model, not a curated record